Perca fluviatilis (European perch) is the source of this 1134-nucleotide messenger RNA. RefSeq lists its product as uncharacterized. Bases 31 to 645 code for a protein of 204 amino acids. The record is from RefSeq and is a predicted model, not a curated record. Lineage: Eukaryota; Metazoa; Chordata; Actinopteri; Perciformes; Percidae. The transcript is spliced from 5 exons.
UGCUACUCUCUGCUACUUGGGCGGAGUGAUAUGCUCACAGCACCUGAGAAGCCCCGUUCUGAAACACAUUGGGAGAACGUCGGCUGGAGUCUCAUCUUGGUUAUCCUUGGUGUGGUUUCAGGAAUGAGACUCUGGUCAUGGUGUAGGGAUCCAGACUACAGCAAACUGUAUAAGAAACUGAAGAUGAAAAAGGAGGAACGUGUGCUGAAACAGAUAGCAAAGGAAGAUUUGAAAGAAGAACUCACACUAAAUUGGGUAGAAGAAAGAUCAGACAUACUAGUCGAAGCAGCAGCCAGCGCAGCAGACAGAGCAGCCAGAAGAGCCACAGAUGCCAGAACAGUCAGAACAGCCGGAGUAGACGCAGCAGCCGAAGGAAGAAACCUAGACGAAGUCAACGCAGCCAGAGCAGACGCAGCAGACACAGCAGCAGCCGGAGCAGCAGUCAGAGUAGCAGCCAGAGGAGACAUAGACCGACAGAUUGCUUUUUUAUCAGAAAACAAGGUGACUAAGUUUUUGGAAAGGCUGAAUCAAGGUCCAUCAGCUGAUCCUCAGGUGGGUCUCAGGCUAUCAGGAGACGAGGAUUUUGCUCUCGCUGUGAAAAUAAUGUCAUGGGCGGGGCCACGUUCCUAUUGGCCAGUCGGGUGAGCACCGUCUUGUCUUGGGAGUCGAACUGAAUCAUUACACUGGCUGAGCAAUGCCAGCCAGGGGUAUCCAGAUACAUUGCGCAACAAGGAACAAUGGCUGCCAGGUCGACCAGAGAGACACAUAAAUGGACGCCGGAGGAAACCCAGCAGCUGAUCCACUUUCUGGCUGAAAACGAGCAGUAAUCAUUUGAAUUCAUUCCUGUUCAUGUACCUGUACAUUGUUGUUGGUUAUGAUACAGGACACUAAUGAAAGAAAUGGGGUUGGAGGGAAAGGUUACUGGCCAACAGGCAUCACACUAUGGUCUGGAAUUUCAGAAAAGCUGCAGUUUUGUUUGUUUGUGGUCUUGUGUGUCUUUUAGUUUUAUACAUUUGAGUGCCUUUUUUAGUGUGACAUGUAAGUUAUUGUUCUAAUAGUUGAUAAUGGUUCUCUACAUUUUUCUAUAAUGUUUUUGCAUGUUAUGUUUAUUUUUUUGGGAAAUAAAGACAUUUU